AUGUCGAAGAACACGGUGUCGUCGGCCCGGUUCCGGAAGGUAGACGUGGAUGAGUACGACGAGAACAAGUUCGUGGACGAGGAAGACGGGGGCGACGGGCAGGCCGGGCCCGACGAGGGCGAGGUGGACUCCUGCCUGCGGCAAGGAAACAUGACAGCUGCCCUACAGGCAGCUCUGAAAAACCCCCCUAUCAAUACCAAGAGUCAGGCGGUGAAGGAUCGAGCAGGCAGCAUUGUCUUGAAGGUGCUCAUCUCUUUUAAAGCUAACGAUAUUGAAAAAGCAGUUCAGUCCCUGGACAAGAAUGGCGUGGAUCUGCUAAUGAAGUAUAUUUAUAAAGGCUUUGAGAGCCCCUCUGACAAUAGCAGUGCCAUGUUACUACAGUGGCACGAAAAGGCACUUGCUGCUGGAGGAGUGGGGUCCAUUGUUCGAGUCUUGACUGCAAGGAAAACCGUGUAG
Molecule: messenger RNA, 456 nt
Organism: Sus scrofa (pig)
Lineage: Eukaryota; Metazoa; Chordata; Mammalia; Artiodactyla; Suidae
Gene: ARPC5
Product: actin related protein 2/3 complex subunit 5
Biological process (GO): Arp2/3 complex-mediated actin nucleation; regulation of actin filament polymerization
Cellular component (GO): Arp2/3 protein complex; actin cytoskeleton
Source: RefSeq, marked provisional